Molecule: messenger RNA, 792 nt
Organism: Onychostoma macrolepis
Lineage: Eukaryota; Metazoa; Chordata; Actinopteri; Cypriniformes; Cyprinidae
Product: tumor necrosis factor receptor superfamily member 14-like
Exons: 7
Coding region: 10-792 (260 amino acids)
Biological process (GO): negative regulation of alpha-beta T cell proliferation; positive regulation of cytokine production involved in immune response; apoptotic process
Cellular component (GO): membrane; external side of plasma membrane
Molecular function (GO): protein binding; transmembrane signaling receptor activity
Source: RefSeq, a predicted model, not a curated record
UAUGUGAACAUGAUCAAUUUAGGGAUCAUGUUAUUCAUUGCUGCUACUUUGAACUUCAAACUGUGUUUUAGUGCAUGUGCUCGUGCUGAAUAUGAGAUACAUGGAGAAUGCUGCCCCAUGUGUGCACCAGGAAACCGUGUUUAUUGGCAUUGUACUGUAGACACAAGCACAACUUGUGUUCCAUGCCCUGCAUCAACUUACAUUGAUGAACCCAAUGGGUUGGAUAAAUGCAGUCCCUGCUCUGUGUGUGAUGCAGGACUAGGUCUAAGAAUAAAGAAAACUUGCACACGCUCUGCAGAUACUAUUUGUGAGCCAUUGGAGGGAUUCUACUGCACUGAGCGAAAGAAAGACAGCUGUAGAUUUGCUGUGAAGCACUCUGAAUGUUACCCUGGACAAUAUGUCAAACAAACAGGAACAGCAUUUACUGAUACUGUAUGUGCUAACUGCAUGGAAGGGACUUACUCUAAUGGCUCUUUCACUGCCUGUCAACCACAUUCAAAUUGUGAGAUUAAAGGCCUUAAAGAAAUAAAACCAGGAACAAUGACAUCUGAUGUGGAAUGUGGGAAGUCAGUUCCAAUUAUUAUCAUUGUUGGAGUCGUUGUCGGAGUCAUUGUUGGUGUUUUGGUGACAGCUGUUGGGAUAAAAAUAUAUUGCAAAUUCAAACAGAAGAGACAGGCUUCUGACAGAAGUAUACAUUUUUGCUCAGUUCCAAUACCAGAGAGUGAUGGUCAGUGUGAACCAAGAGAAGAGCAACUCUUCCAUGAACUUCUGAUGCUGACCCAGAGGAUGUAG